Molecule: messenger RNA, 2869 nt
Organism: Ceratosolen solmsi marchali
Lineage: Eukaryota; Metazoa; Arthropoda; Insecta; Hymenoptera; Agaonidae
Gene: phtf
Product: putative homeodomain transcription factor
Exons: 15
Coding region: 485-2869 (794 amino acids)
Cellular component (GO): endoplasmic reticulum
Source: RefSeq, a predicted model, not a curated record
CGCAGACGUGGCAAAUGUCCUAAAAUCCUUUCUCCAGAGAAUUUACGCUCUGAAAAGAGUAAAGAAUCUACAAGUAUUGAAUCGUUUAAUAUCGAACUGACGGCAGCUACGUCAGUCCGUAGUAUACCGCUGGGUAAAUCAUUGACAGGCCGAUGAAAUAAAUUUAUAAUAUUUGUAUAUUUGCAUAUGCAAGUAAGAUUUUACAUUGUUGCUAAAUUCUUAGUAAAAAUGGUAUUGUAGGUUAACGAAUUAGCCUUGACCGUAGGGAUGGGGGGAUUUUCAAAAUUCAAAUGUUCGAGUAUGUCCGGUGAUGAGCAAAUAAAAAUAAACUAAAUUUUUGGAAUGCCAAAAGCAUCUCGUAAGAUGAACAGUUUCUUAUUGACCACAAUUAAUCAGACUAGCAACAAUUUGCCGCAAUCCCUGCAGUAUAAACAGCUAGAGGAGCAAAGAAUUUUGAAGUUUUCGCGCUGAAGAAAACCGUAAAAUGACAUUCAACAAUCUUGUUUAUUGGUAUCAAAAAAAAAUUGGCACGUACGAUAAGCAGCAAUGGGAAAAAACAAUAGAACAAAAAAUAUUUUAUGGUUUCACUCAUGUUCCCAUGAGAACGGCAAAACUCAAAACAGAAUUUAUCGAUGUUGAUCUUGUUAGAGGCUCGUCUUUUCCAAAAGCUAAACCAAAGCACAGACUUGGUACGAUUAUUUAUCUUGCCAUUCAGAGGUUACUAUUUUUACCAUUUAAUGCGCAUUGGUGGAUUCAACAAACAAGUCCCCGCAUUUACAUAUUCUUUUUACUUCUUUAUGGACUUCAAAUAUUGAAUAUUUAUAUAUAUUUUAAUCAUUUCCUUAAAGAAAUUGAAUCCGAGAUUGUUUCAAUGUCAGAAGUGUUAAUACCUGGAGUUAUGAUGCUAACGUUAUGCAUGGUGCAUUCACAAAUUGUUUCUACAAACUGUGCUCCGCUAAUAUCCAAAAAAUAUGAAAGACAACGAAUUCGUCAUUCUAGACAUGGUCGAUCACGUGCUAAUAAAACGAGAACAAGAAGAAAUAUUUUCGACAAUAAAGAGUCUAAAGCUGCUCAAAAUUCAACAUUAGAGAAAACAAAUGUGCUAGAAACUGAAGUAUCUCCUUCGGUUAGAUUUGCUAAAAAAAUAAUUAUCGAAACAUCUCCGAUAGCCAGUACAUCGGAUCAAAUAUUAGAAUUUAAUACAUCGCUAAGUGAUAGUAGACAAAAUUCAAUAACGAGUCUUCAACAUUUUAUUGAAGCUGAAAAAUUGGAAGAAAUAGAAGAACUAGUUUCCGUAGUUAAUUUGGAAAGCAAUCAGGAGAAUGAUGACGUCGUUCAUCAUCAAGAUGAUGAUGGCUUUGAGAGUUUAAAUGGUAAUGUUUCAAGUGAUAACGAUCGCGAUCAAAUGAAAAUAGAAAAUAAAGAGAAAGAAGUGACUGAGAACGAAGCAACGGCACAAGAACAUUCUCAUUGUGAUCUGACUGCACCUGAAGUAUCGGUAAAACGCGAAGAAUUUCACGAUAGCGAAGAAGAUGAAUGUGAUAGCCCAGACAGCAAUCGUCUUUCAAUUCAAAGUUCAAGGGAUGAUAGAAAAGAGAGUGCAAGCGAAGAGGAAGGAGAAUGCGAAGAAACAAUUACAAACCAUUUGAUCGAGGCAACGACUUCAGCUACAGAAUGGAUGGGAGUUACGACAAACAGUGACGAAUGUAGUUAUAGUUCUGAAAUUGAAGAAUCAGAUCGUCAUAGUGAAGCUGAUGCAAAUGGAGAGUAUAUAGAACAUCCGUUUUCAUGGGAAUUCGAAUUACCUUCUUCAACUAUUUUAAAUUCAAAUUAUACUUCAUCUGAUCGAGUAUCGUGCACAAUAUGGACCCAUCGAGAUGUAAAGAAAGCUGAACUUUCAGUGUUCGAUAUUAGUUCAGCAAUAAUUGCAAGAGUAGAGUCAAUGCCUGAAAGUAUGGAUUAUUUUUAUAGUGGAUUUAUUCUUGCUAUUGUGUUAUCUUUGGUGCCUUGUCUGAGACGUUUGAGUGAUCAUUUUGGAGUGGAUUUUGUUAAUAAUAGUUCCUCAAUAAAUACUGAAUUAUCGUUAGUUACUUCAGAAACAUUCUCGGAUUUGAUUUGCAAAAUACUUAACAUUGCAUUUGGAUCAUCGUUAUUGGAUCGAACAAUGAUUUUAUCAUCGGCACUUGAACGACUUGUUUUAGCAUGUUUAUUAUUUUUUCUAUUGGUAGUAGCUGAAAGAACAUAUAAACAGCGAUUGCUCUAUGCAAAAUUUUUUUCACACUUAACAUCAUCUAGACGAGCAAGAAAAUCUGAUUUACCACAUUUCCGAUUAAAUAAAGUUAGGAAUAUAAAAACGUGGCUCAGUAUUAGAUCAUAUUUAAAGAGAAGAGGCCCACAAAGAUCUGUCGAUGUUAUUGUAUCUUCAGUAUUUAUGAUUACCUUAGCUUUAUUAUCAUUUGUUUCAUUAGAAUUAAUAAAAGACCUUGAUAGUUUACACUGUCAUUAUAACAUUGAGGCUUUAUUUUGGAGCUUCGCACUCGGUAUAUUUAUUUUAAGAUUUAUGACACUCGGCACAAAAAUUAAUAAAAAAUAUAGAAACAUUUCCAUUUUGAUUACCGAACAGAUAAAUCUUUAUUUACAAAUUGAACAAAAACCUCAUAAAAAAGACGAACUCAUGGUUGCUAAUAGUGUUCUAAAAUUAGCAGCUGAUUUAAUUAAAGAGCUUGAAAGUCCAUUUAAAAUUUCUGGUUUAUCAGCAAAUCCAUAUUUGUAUACAAUUACAAAAGUUGUAUUGUUAUCUGCUUUAUCUGGAGUUCUUUCAGAAUUACUUGGCUUUAAAUUGAAACUUCAUAAAAUCAAAAUUAAGUGA